AUGGAGGACAGAGGAAAAUUGCAGUUUGCAGAGGCGGAGAGAGAAGAAGAUGAAAUAGGGAGGUUUCUUUUGGGGAUCAUGAAUGGAUAUCAGGACACUGUUAUACCACCACUCUCCUACUUCGCUCCCGAGUUUCCCAAUACUCAGAUGGGCGCCAUUUGCAGAAAGAGGCGGACUAACAGAGCUUCCCAGCCUCGAACUAUCGCUCAGAUGAACGCCAUUUGCAGAAAGAGACGGACUAGCAGAGCUUCCCAGCCUCGAAUUGUCACGGAACGCCAACGCAGGGAGGAGAUGACUGAAAGAUACUCUCUCCUUCAGUCCAUGCUGCCUACUUCUGAUAAUGCCGUUAAGCAACCAAAUGAGAAGAUUAUUGGUGAUGCAGUGAGCUACAUAAAGUACCUGGAGAAAGAGAAAGAAAAGCUGGAGGCUCUAAAGAAAUCUCGAAUGGAAGAGCAAAACCUGGCCAAAUUAUUUUGGAGGAGAUGCAGAAAUCCUAGUUCCUUAGUGGAAGUAAAUGUGUCCAAUGGUGCCAAAUUCCUUGAGAUUCAAAUGCCCUCCAGACGUGGUUCGGUGGCCAAGAUAGUGGGGGUGCUCGAAAAGCAUAAGGCUGAGGUUCUAGAGGCAAGAGUUAAUGUCAACGAGCAGCGGGUUUUGACUUUCACAGCCACAAUCGUGCUCUCAUGUGAUGGAGGUAUUACGAUUGACAGGAUAAAGGAGGAAAUAUUAGAUUUAUAG
Striga hermonthica is the source of this 735-nucleotide messenger RNA. Lineage: Eukaryota; Viridiplantae; Streptophyta; Magnoliopsida; Lamiales; Orobanchaceae. The record is from the annotation of a GenBank genome assembly.